Messenger RNA from Drosophila hydei, 9568 nucleotides. Its product is annotated as serine/arginine repetitive matrix protein 2. The record is from RefSeq and is a predicted model, not a curated record. Gene Ontology annotation, cellular component: RSF complex. The coding region runs from base 246 to 9074 and encodes 2942 amino acids. The transcript has 7 exons. NCBI's taxonomy places the organism in Eukaryota, Metazoa, Arthropoda, Insecta, Diptera, Drosophilidae. Gene Ontology annotation, biological process: regulation of DNA-templated transcription.
UGUGUGCGUAUUGUUCGACCACCACAGUUUAUCGGUCGUCUAUCGGUUCUCAUGCGUCGAAAAAUAAAGUAAUAGUAUAAAAGUAAUUAAAAGUAUGAUUAAUUCGUGCAAUAAAUCGUUUUGCAUUCAGUGUACUUGAAGUGUAAACAAAUGCCUUGCAUAAUUUGUACUGUUUCUGCUGAUUUGCUAGUGUUUUAUACAAGUUUUUGAGAGCCUAACACAUUUUUUCAGCAGACGCAUGAAAAAUGGCGGCGUCUUCAGCUACGGCUGAAUGUAAAGAAGAAUGUAAAGAUAAAGAUGACGAUGCAUUAACUACAACGCUACAUUCAUGUGCAAAUGAUCCAGAUUUUGCAGUAAUAUGUGCAUUUUUGCAAAAAUUUGCCAAAGAUUUGGGCUUGGCUUUGCCAAAUUUCAAGCAUUUGCAGGAGUGGUUGACAAACAACGAUGAAGUGCCCCAGCUGCGAGAUCUUCACAUUAAACUGUUGCGCAAGACACGCAAGACGGUUCACGAAAAGAGCUGGGAAUCAGCUUUGAGUAAAUUCUGUUUCGGCUAUUCCCUGCAGGAUGCCUGGGAGAUUGAGCGCUUCGGCUACCGGAAUUCCAGUCUUAAAGUUAAGCUACGUAUUCUACGUGAACUACUUGAAAGUCAAUUUGAACGUAAUGCGAAGUUUCGUGCAAAUAUUCAAACGCUAAACGCGACCACAUUGCGCGCUCAGCCCAUUGGACGCGAUCGCUUGGGUCACUCCUAUUGGCUGUCGCAGGAUGGCGAUUGCAAUUUGCGCAUUUAUCAGGAGCAUUUGGACGAGGAGAUAUGGCAGGUGGUGGCUACAAAUCGUGAUGAAUUUGUUAAUCUCAUUGCACGUCUACGUGGAAAUGAGGUAGUGCUGCCCUCCAAGGACAUUGGCGAAGCGGAUGAAGAUACCACAAGCAGUAGCAGCAGCAGUCAAGCUGCACCACCGGCCCCACCAACUAUACUGCAGCCGGACCCACAUGAUGAGGAUUCGCAUGAAGCGAAAGUGCCCAAUUUAAAGAUUAAGCUGCGCACUCCCGAGCAGCAGCAACAGGAGCAACCGGAGCCAGAGGUUAAGCCCAAGAAGGUCAAGCCCCUGCUUAUUACACAAGGCAAACUGGGAGGAUCGCCUGCACCGGCCAAGAAACGGCCGUUGGAGGAUGUGGACAAUAGUCCACCGGUAGCAUCUGAGGAUCAUCAAAAGAAGCAGCGACCUACGCUGCUCGACACAAAACGUAUUAAAAAGCCAAGUCGGUAUGAGAGCACCAAAUCCGAAGAUGAUAACGAAGUGGACUCGGAGGACUCGGAACUGGAUGAGGGCGAAGAGGAGGAAGAGGAAUCGCUCGACGGAGAGGAGGAAUCACUUGAUAGUGCUGCUGCUGACGAAGAUGAGAACGAGCAAAAAUUUAACGAAGAGGAUGAAGAGGAUGAUGAUGAUGACGAGGACGACGAAGUUGGCGAAGAUAUUGAAGAGCCCACUCUAAUAGUUCGCGGACACGGAGAUGGUCAUGAAUGCCAAGCGUUGCCAGAUGAUUCACUAUUUCUUGGCGCUUUUGCAGAUAAGGAAGCUGAUUUAGAUCCGUGCGUUGGUGAAACAAUCGUGGAAGAACUCUUUUUUGUGCAUGGCUCCGGAACUGGAGCUGAAUGUCUAGUUGGAAACAAUAGCAACAACGAAGCCAACGACGAGGAGGCCACCUCAAAGCCUGAGCCAAAGGCGACAUUCUUUUUCGGCGAACCGGGCUGUCUAAAACUAAGUCCCAUUAAACAGACGCCAAAGCAGGAAACAAAAAGAAGCAUAUUCGAUAGCAUAGGCGACCCAGAACCAGAACCUGAGAAAACGAAUGGAGAGAGUCGAAAGUCCAAUGAAACAACGGAUAAUGAUAACGAGAAAGUAGCGGCAGUGCUUAAUGGGAAUGAGUCACCGGACCAGAAACAGGAGGACAAUCAGGAACAGCAAGAAAACUGCAACCCUAGCCGUGAGAGUGAUAAAAUUAUUGCAGAAGAUGAUGCUAAAGAAAAGAUGGUCAAUAGAGAAUCAUCAGAAAAUCUUGUUGAAAAUGUGUCUGAAAAAACGGAAGAAACAAAAGAAAUCUCAAUUGAACAAAAUGAAGAAAGACCUGAAAAGUCAGAAGAAGAAAGCGUAGAACAAGUUUAUAAAGUGAGGGUAAUAGAAACGACAAAUGAAUCAGUGGAAAUAGUAAAGAAUACAAUUAAAACGGAAGCAACGAACGAAAAAGAUGAAUUGGAAACUAGAAAACACGUUGAUAGUGUUGCUGAAAAAAGAGAAGAUAAUAAUAAGUUAAAUAUGAACCAUGUUGGCAAGGAAGAGCUAAAUGAAGAAAUCAUUGAAGAAGCAGCGCCAGUUGCAGCUGACAACAACGCAGCACCUAAACCAACUGAAGAAAGCAGUAAAUCUAUCCCGAAUGAAGAAACUGAACCACAGAAAACUUUAGCAGUUGAAGCAGCUGGAAAUGGAGUCGAAACUACAGAUAUUGACAAAGCAACUGCAACUGCGGGUACUGUUGCAGCUAAUGUAUUAGCAGCACCCGCUGCGGAAAACAGCAACAAAACUAAGUUAACAGAAACAGUACAAAGUGAAUUGCCUAGCACCUCUAAGGUUGUAAUCCCAAAUGAUAAUCAAAACACAACGCCUAAGGAAAACAAAAGCGAAGCGACGAUCUGUGAAGCAAAGGAGCCGAAGGAAAGUAAAAUAGAGAGCCAGACCAGAAAAGCAAUGUUGCUGCCCAAUCGGAAACGUCGUUUGGCCGAUUUUGCAGCACCGGCUGCACGUCAUUCCACAUCCGAAAGCGAAAUCGAUAUACAUGGCGAGCUCCAGCUGGAAGAUGAACAACAGUUGGAUGACGAUGAUUUGGAUAUUGGUGGCAAGCGUAUUAAAAUGCGUCCAAAGAUUACUAACGUCGAAGUACGACGCAAGGUGGAGGCUCAGAAAACACAAAUUGAGGAAACAACCUCGUCGAGCGGCGAGGAAGAUGCGCGCAGUCGUCGCAAGAUCAUAGCGCCAAAGCGCCAUCUGGAAAAACCCAAUCCGGUGAAGCAAAAGCCCACGCUGGCUGAAAUCAUUGAGAAGAAAUUAAAGAAGACGCCAGAGAAACCAAAAGAUGAGCAGGAGCAGACAGCUCAAUUGGUCGAGCAGCCCAUAGCCCCGCCAGUGGCCAUGCCCGCGCCCACACAGGUGCCUGCACAGCCAGUAGGUGAGAUCACGCCACCUAUAGCGCAAAGAAUAGAACCUGUACCCUUUACACCGCCCAAAAAGUCGCCCAUUACAAAGCCACUGAAAAAGAAUUUGCUUACGCAAAUACGCCAAGAGGAGAGCGACGAGGAGGCAACACCAAGAAAGCGAACCAAUAGUGAAACAGUUGUGACUGCAAUUCCAGCUCCAACAAGCCAAGGCUUCGAAUCCACAUUACAACGCAAACGACGCAGCAGCGAGGAAUCAAAGGACUCCAAGGAGGCGAGCGUCAGCGAAGAGUUGCCUGCAAUAAGCGAGAAACACAUGCGCAACAAUGAUCAGCAAUUCUUGCAGGAGGAACCUUCGACCGUAGCUCCAGAAUCCCAUCAAGUCAAACAGGAAACUACAGUUAUUCGGGAAGAAAUUCCAGAACAGGAGUGGCCACAACAGUCGGCGAAGACUACUGUGGUUAAGCAAGCUUCGCCUCCUGUGGUUAGGCAAGCUUCGCCUCCAGUGGUUAAACAAGCUUCACCUCCAGUGGUCAAGCCAGCUGUGUCUCAUCUGGUUAAACAAGCAACACCUCCACCAGAUAAGCAAGGCACAGCUACACCCGCUAAAGAAACCACGCCGCCUCCUGUUAAGAGGGCAACAUCUUCGCCAGCUAAGACCGCAACAUCUCCUCCAGCUAAGAGAUCCACCUCUCCUUCAGCUAAGAGAGCAACAUCCCCUAUGGUCAAGAGGGCAACAUCUCCUUUAGCUAAACGAUCAACAUCUCCCUCAGUCAAGAGGUCAACGUCUCCACCGGCGAAGCAAGCUACUCCACCGCCGUCAGCUACUAAAAAAGAAGCUCAGGCGGUCAAGCAGGCAACGCCAUCAACUCCCAAGGAGGAUUCACCUCCGCCACCACCUGCUGAAACUCAAGGGCGACGCUCUGGACGUCGCGGCGGCACCGCAGUUGUCUACUCGGAGCUGCCGCAGCCCAAGCGCACUCGAGGUGGCCCCAAAGAAAAAUCUAGUACUGAAAGUAAGCAGCAUAUCAAAGAAGAUCCACUCAAAAUCGAAGAUGAGGAGCUAGAGGAGAAACCAGCAAUUAAGCCCUUGAAAUCAACAGCUAAAACAAAGUCGCCAAUCAAAGAGGAACCUAAACAGGAACCAGCGGCUAAGGAGAAAGCGAAAAGCGAACCCGUCGCCAAGCAGGAACCCAAAAGCGAGGAGGAAAUUAAAGUCGAGGAGGAAUCUAAAGAGCCAACGGAAAAACCAAAGACUUCAGUGCCUAAGGAGGAGCUGCCCAAGCCGGUUACAACGCCUGGAGUUGGACGUGGGCGAGGUCCACGUAAGAAACGUGAGGUGGACACUACCAACAUUAUUGAUACCAACGACUCGGAGACGCCAGUGCGCCAAUCCCGUCGCAUAGCGCAGCAGAAAAUCAAAGAAGAGGCGGAGAGGCGCAAAUUGGAGGAAGUCGCGUUAAGGACAAUGAAACAGCAGCUGAAGAACAAAAAAAAAGCCGAAAAGGAAGCGGAUCCCACAGUACUAGAGCCGUCAGCUGAGUCGGAGUCCUUUGAGUCGGCAAGCGAAGCUGAAGAGACUAAGAAGAAAAUCAAAAAAAAGUGUCCUGGCAAGAAUGGCGGGUGGUCAUCGGACUCCGAGGAGCAAGCCGAAAGUGAGGAGGAGGAAGAAGAGCCACCACAUUACGAUACAGAUCCCGGCUCGCCACUUUUUAGAUCCGAUCAUGAAUUCUCGCCCGAAUCGGAAGUAGAAGAUGAUUCUCAGGUGGUUCCGAUGAAACGCGCUCGAACAUUGCGCAAGGAGAAUGCGGAUGAUAAUGAGGAAUAUGCGGCCGCUGCGGAAGCGGACGAAGCGUGUCAGAAGUGCGGCAAAUCGGACCAUCCCGAAUGGAUACUACUCUGCGAUACGCCCGACUGCAACAAAGGCUAUCAUUGUUCCUGCCUCAGCCCCGUGCUCUUCUAUAUACCCGAGGGCGACUGGCACUGUCCGCCAUGCCAACAGGAGCAGCUUAUCGCUGCCUUGGAACAGCAGCUGCAGCAAUUCGAUGAUCUGGUUGCCCGCAAGCAUCAGGAAAAACUUUUAGCCGAGGAAGCGGAGCGCCAAGCGGUAGCCGCUGCAGCUGCUCGGACCGCCAGUGAGUUGGAGGAGCGCUCUAACACCAAUGCUCGCAAAAAGAAUGAUGACAAAGACGAUGACGAGGAUGAUGAGGACGAUGACGAUGAUGAAGAUGACGACGAUGAUGAUGGCGAUGCAUCCAGCAAGGCCAACAAACGCGCCAAGGCGGAAAAAACGAAACGACGACGUGGUGAUGGACGCAGCAAUCGACGAGCAGCUAAGCGAGGCACGCGACGCCGUCGCGGAGGGAAGGACGAUGGAUCGGAUAGCGCUAGCAGCGCAACGAAGAGUGGCAAACAAUCAGCCGCAGGUGGUGGUGGACGUUCUUCCAGCAGCAGCGGAAGCAGCAGCAGCAGCAGCUACUCUGAUUCGGAUGACGAGCCCAUUUACAAGCUACGCAAGCGGCGACAGAUCAAUGUCAGCUAUCGCCUCAAUGAAUACGAUGAUUUGAUUAAUUCGGCGUUAAAGAAGGAGAUGGACGAGGUGGCUGGAGCUGGAAAUCUGGGCAGGGGCAAGGACAUUAGCACUAUUAUCGAGGCGGACAAAGAAAAAACGCGACGCGAAGAGGAGGGCGAGCAACCCGACGAGGAUGAGUCGCAAGUGAAAGCGACAAAGGUUACGACAGACACGCAGGAAAAAUCAAGUAAUGAGGACGACAGCAACGACGAAGAUGACGAGCAGCCAUUGAAAGCUGUUAAACAGUCGAAGAGUAAAGUUUCUCAACCGGCUAAAAAGAAGGCACGCAAGUUGACUACGUUGGAUGUGAGCUCCGAGGAAGAUCAUGGCAGCGAUGAGGACUUUAAGACUUCCAGUUUCUCCGACGACGAUAGUUCACAGUCUGCAUCUGACGAUUCCGACUCCAGUCUAGAGGUUUAUCGUCGGCCUGGGCGUGGUAAAAAGCAGCGCAAGGCAGCAAGACGAGCGGCACGAGAACGUCGUAAGGAUCGCAAGUUUGUGGUGGAGGAAAGCGAUGAAAGCGACGAAGAGGAGCAACAAAAACGAUCCAAGUCCAACAAGUCUCAUAAGAAGAAGAAGAAGGAUGAUUCCGAUUAUACGGAAACCGAAACGGACGACGAUGAAAACGGUUCCGAGCUAUCGGAGAACAUGGAUAGCGCAGAUCUAUGCGAUGACACGACUAGCGAGAGCGAGGACGGUGCCUGGCAUCCAUCGAAACGCAAGAAGCCAGCUGCCAAGAAAUCUUCGACUGCCAUUGCACGCAAAUCUCCCAAAUUGAAGAAACCUGUAAUUAAGAAGACCAAACAGCUGGAAUAUUCAGAUGAUGACAUCAGUGAGAGUGAGGAGGAAGAGGACGAGGAUGAUGAUGAUGCAGUGCAGAUUGGCGCUAAUGGUGCACCGAUGUCGGGCAAGGGUUCAGGCAAACAGCCGCGUUCGCAGCCAUUAAAGAAGACUACGUCAACGACGGGCUCGUCGGCGCAGGCGCAGGCGUCUGGCAAAGGUAAAGGCAAAGGCAAGAGCACCAAGAAAAAGAAGAAGGCCCCUUCAUCGGAUGAAGGUGGCGGUGGCGGUUCCGAUGAGCGAACGCGUACACGUGGCCGUCGCUACGCCUAUAUCGAGGACUUUGACGACGACAGCUCCGAUGGGGGCAUCAAGCCAGGAGUACAGCGUCCCGAUACACCGCCAGAAGAACGUCAAAAGUUUAUACAGAAGCAGGAGGAGAUCAAACGCAUGCUUGCCGAGAAGAACGCGGAGGGCGCGAAACUGGCAGCAACGCCUCGACUAAUACCAAUCAAGGGAUCAACUACAGUGGCGCCCGUACAGGAGAAACGCACGCCCACAAAAAGUGGUGCCGCUUCUGGUGCAGGUGAUUCGCUGUCAACAGUGCCGUUGUCUGUGAUACGUCAGGCUAAGGUGUUGGACAUUGAUUAUUUGCAUCGCAAAGGUGAGGCCAUUGAUGAUCUGGAUGAUGUGGACUCCGAGCUGGAUGAUACCGAGCUACCCGAUUUGCCCGAGGACAUGGAAGAUGCGAUUGCACGCAUGGUGGUGGAGCAGUUCAAUUCAGAUACUGCUGUACGUGAGUUGCCUGCACCGGACGAGGUGUUGCGCACCACGCCAGCUAAAUCUAAGGUGACGAAACAACAGCCCACCACACCGGAGCAGAUGCCAAGCGCCUCCGGGCUGCAGGAGCCUAUGCGCAAACGCUUGCCUAUGCCCACAAUGCAUCCGCCGCUGCUGCGUCAUCAGUUUCCAUCGCAUGGCCCAGCCGGUGGGCUACCAGCUUCACUUCUACCUCCACCGCCGGGUGGACAACAACAGCAUCCCCCGCCUGGCAUGCACCCAAUGUUGCAGCGCCAUUUGGCACCGCCACCACAGGCCAUGCAGCUGCUGCAGAGCGCUCUUUCCGCACCUCUAGGUCAGCCACUGAGCCGUGCAAACUAUGCGUCUGCACAGCAACAACAGCUGCCUGCCAUGCAGCGAUUGCCACUGGGCAUGUCAAUGCCGGUUGCUGCAGCCCAUCUCAUGCAGGCAGCCGCUGCAGCUGCUACAGUGCGCGGCCCAGCGCCUGUUCCAGCACCCGAAGCCAAGCCACGUGGUCGUCGAAAAAAGGUUACGCCACUGCGUGAUCAGUUGCAGAAGCAACAAACCGCCGCAGCUGUUACAGCAGCCACCUCGUCGGUGGGCAACGAGAAACCUGCGCCUUCUGGCAAGGCGCAGCCACCGCCAACGCCUCCACAGCUCUUUAAGCCUCAUGAAGAUGCACCAGUCACCGUCGCCCAGGCUUCCGUAAUCACGCGCAUGCCCAUGCCUUCAUUGCUUCCGCCGGCACAUACACGCGUGCCACCAGCAUCACCGGGAGCUGGCAUGUAUCCGAGUAGCGCGGAAUUGGCUCGUUUUUAUUCCCAGCCAUUGCCGCCCAGCUCUGCGCUGCGCCCCACAUAUGGGGCACCGCCGCCAUUACGUGGCGCGCCACCCACGUCAACAGCAUCUGCAUCGCCUGGUAGUGCAUCCAAUGCGCGUCCGCCGCCCUAUCUACAUGGCCCAGAACACCAUGGUGGUCCUCCGCCGCCAGGCUCAUUGGCUAGCGUCUAUGGCGCCGGUCCGCCACCGGCUCGUCAUGCCUCACCGCAUCUGAAUCCUUACAGAGCACCGCCCAUUUAUGGCAAUCCGAACUAUCCACCGCGUGUGGCACCUCCUGGCAGCGCCAAUAUGCGACCUGGUCCAGUGGACUAUGCAGCCGGUGCGCGUGGCUAUCCACCCUAUGGCUAUUAUCCACCGCCGCUGACUACGCCGCCUGCGCACGCGUCUGCGCCCAGUUCAGUGAUUGUGAGUGCGCCGCCGCCGCCUCCUGUCACACCCACAAAUCAUUCAGUUUCGGCAUUGACGCGUGGCAAAUCACCAGCACCAACUCCAUCAUCAGCACCACCACAACCACCAGCACCAGCACCAGCACCAGCUCCAGCUCCAGCUCCAGCUGUGCCUGUCGCUCCGCCGCCUGUAUCAGGACCACCGUCUGCACCACCAGCAGCUGUCACACCAGAGGUGCAUAAAUCAUCGGUGAUAACCAGCAAGAAACUCAUCACACUGGAGGCCUACUCCAAUAUCAAAUCGCCGCUGGCUGUGGUUGGGGAUGCCUCAGCCGAUUCGCCAGCACCCAUUGCCGAGGAGGAUUCCAGCUCGGCACACGGCAGCAGUAGCGCCGUUGUUGCCGCGAACAGUGUUGGAGGAGGUGUCGGGGAAUUCAGUGGCCUGGUGAGCUACUUCAGCUCCCAACAGGACGAUUAUGAUACAUAACAAACGCCGGCGGCAGUCCAAGCUUGUAUAUAAUGUAGUUGAUCUAUAAUAUAGAGAUGUUUAUGUGUGGCGUCUGUGAAUGUCCUAUAAUAAGAAGGGAUGUGGCUAGUCCCCGUUUUAGGCUAUUUAUUGAAAAUUUCAAUCCUCACACACACCCACACCCACAACCGCAAUUGAAAGUGCAUAUAAAAAAGUAGCGUAAAAAAUGAAACCAUGAGAAAUUCGUCAACUCGUUUGUUUAUAAAUUAAAUAUAUAUUUAUUUUAAGUUAGGCUCCUAUUUUCUUGACCAUAUGCUCUAUGUGCUCCUAGAGUCUCUUCAACAACAGCAGCAACUUAAGUAUUUUAGUUUAAUUGUAUAGUACGAUGCAUGCAUGUUCGAUUUGUUAAUGUUUAGCUACCUAUAUGGCCGAUCCAUUAUCGAGCUAUAUCAAUUAUAGAAGCAUUGCAUAAUUAUGAUAAUAAUUUAUAUACCUACACUCUACCCUAUAUGAUA